GGAUGAACAAGAACAUGGGUGGGAGGAGACGGGCCUAGGAGUCCCCUAGAGCCCAGGGGAGUAGGUAUCUUCGUAAGCCUCGAGGGGAGAAGAGAGAAGGGGUCCUGUGAGCACCUCUCAGGGAGGGAAGAGACAGAAGUCACCUGAUCCCUUCCCACGGGCCUCUACCUGGCCCCCCGAGGUUGUCCUGUCACAUCCUGGCCCAUCAGGGAAUGAGGGGUGCAAAAGGCACCUUGAAGCCAUGUGAUUGGCAGGGGGCCCAUGCGCCUGUGUGUGUGGCUCCCGCUUCCCUGACUUUGUGAGGCGCCCACGGGGGCGGCAAGACAGUUCCAGACUAGCUGGUGUAUCCUCUCCCACCCACGGCUGUGCCAGCUGGCCACCCAGCCAAAGCACUUGGACUCGAACCUCAAAGGCUAUGAAGUUCAGGCUCUUGCAGACCCCACAGUCUCCAGGGCCCUCUCCCCCCAGUAUAUGUCUCCCAGGGCCACGUUCAUUCAUUCAUCUCUUCAUUCAUUCUUUCCACACACAUUUGCCCGUCUCCCGGCUUGCACCGGGCCCUGUGCUCAGUGCUGACGCUGCAGAGAUGACUCAGACCCAUUUCCUGCCCUCUGGGAGGCCACAGUCGAGUAGGCGAGAGUCAGGUGAACAGAUCAUAACAACAUGAGCCACAUGAGGCCGCAGGUGUUUCGGAAGGGCAUGUACCAAGUGCUCUGGGGACACAGGGUAGAGUCACACCAGCUGCCCGAAGGGGAGUGACAAGGGAGUCACAAAAGAGGUUGUCACUGUCCUGUCUCUCACCCCCACCCCCACGGAAAAAAUGACCAUCUUUGAAAAUGUCACCCGAGCCCUGGCCAGACAGCUAAACCCCAGAGGGGACCUGACACCCCUCGACAGCCUCAUAGACUUCAAGCGCUUCCACCCCUUCUGCCUGGUGCUGCGGAAGAGAAAGAGCACACUCUUCUGGGGCGCCCGGUACGUCCGCACCGACUACACUCUCCUGGAUGUGCUCGAAGCCGGCAGCUCGCCUUCAGACCCAACAGACUCCGGCAACUUUAGCUUUAAGAAUAUGCUGGAUGCCCGAGUGGAGGGAGAGGUGGAUGUGCCUAGGACAGUCAAGGUGACGGGGACUGCCGGGCUGUCCAGGAGCAGUACCCUGGAGGUCCAGACACUCAGUGUGGCUCCUAAGGCUCUGGAGACCUUGCACCAGGACAGGAAGCUGUCAGCCGAGCACCCAUUCCUGAAGGAGAUGCGAGACCGAGGGGAGAACCUGUAUGUGGUCAUGGAGGUGGUGGAGACCGUGCAGGAGGUCACUCUGGAGAGAGCCGGCAAGGCCGAGGGCUGCUUCUCCCUCCCAUUCUUCGCCCCACUGGGGCUACAGGGAUCCAUAAACCACAAGGAGGCCGUAACCAUCCCCAAGGGCUGCAUCCUGGCCUUUCGAGUGAGACAACUGAUGGUCAAAGGCAAAGAUGAGUGGGAUAUUCCACACAUCUGCAAUGAUAACAUGCAGACCUUCCCUCCUGGAGGUAUCCUGGCAUCUGAGGCUGGGGAGGAACAUGAAGACUUCAAGACACUAAAAGAAGAAGUUCAAAGAGAGAUCCAAGAAGUGAAAAAGCUAAGCCGGGUAGGGCAAAGCUCCCUGCUCACCUCCCUCAGCAAACUUCUCGGAAAGAAAAAAGAGCUACAGGACCUGGAGCUCACGCUUGAAGGGGCUCUAGACAAAGGACAUGAAGUGACCCUGGAGGCACUCCCUAAAGAUGUCUUGGUAUCAAAGGAAGCUAUGGGUGGCAUCCUCUAUUUCCUCAGAGCCCUAACAGAGCUAAGUGAAGCCCAACAGAAGCUGCUGAUAAAAUCGAUGGAGAAAAAGAUUCUACCUGUGCAGCUAAGGCUGGUGGAGAGCACAAUGGAACAGAAUUUCCUACAGGAUAAAGAGGGUGUUUUCCCCCUGCAGCCUGACCUGCUCUCCUCCCUUGGGGAAGAGGAACUGACCCUCACAGAGGCCCUAGUGGGGCUGAGUGGCCUCGAAGUGCAGCGAUCGGGCCCCCAGUACACGUGGGACCCAGACACCCUCCCCCGCCUCUGUGCCCUUUACGCUGGCCUCUCCCUCCUGCAGCUGCUGACCAAGGCCUCCUAACUUGCUUUUUCCACCUGCUUCCUGCCUCCUAGUGCCUUCCCAACCUCACUGUGCUGCGAUCUUAACACACUAGGCUGGAGAUGAUGGAAGCCCUAGCUGAUCGCCCAAGAUAAGCAAUUUCCACUUGUCCAGCUCUACCUCUCCCACUACCUCUUCAGCUCCACAACCUAUCUGCUGGUGCUUAAAGCCUUUAAAAGUGGAAAAGUUCAAAUUUUAAAACUAUGAACCAUUUCAGCAAAACCAAAAAAAAAUUAAUUUCCUCUCCUAAUUCCUCCUGCUUAUGCUUCCACAAAUCAAUUUUUACUGGAAUUUAUGGAAAAUAUUAUUUUGCUUUGGAUGAAA
Molecule: messenger RNA, 2473 nt
Organism: Ailuropoda melanoleuca (giant panda)
Lineage: Eukaryota; Metazoa; Chordata; Mammalia; Carnivora; Ursidae
Gene: GSDMA
Product: gasdermin A
Exons: 11
Coding region: 818-2131 (437 amino acids)
Biological process (GO): defense response to bacterium; pyroptotic inflammatory response
Molecular function (GO): phosphatidylinositol-4,5-bisphosphate binding; phosphatidylinositol-4-phosphate binding; phosphatidylserine binding
Source: RefSeq, a predicted model, not a curated record